Saccoglossus kowalevskii is the source of this 1023-nucleotide messenger RNA. RefSeq names its product sialate:O-sulfotransferase 1-like. The record is from RefSeq and is a predicted model, not a curated record. Gene Ontology annotation, molecular function: sulfotransferase activity. Lineage: Eukaryota; Metazoa; Hemichordata; Enteropneusta; Harrimaniidae.
CUAGUCGUAUAUCUAUAGUCAAUUUCAUUUUAUUCCAAGCAUACCUUCGUUCUAGCCACACAACUACAUGGAUACAACACUUAGUGACCUGCCAUUGUUAUGACUAUGGGAGUCUGGUAUAUAUCGAGUGGAUAUUUUAAUAUAACACAAAGAAAACUAUUUUAUAUUACCGUAUGUUUACUGCUAUAUGCAGCCAUCCAAUUAGUCUAUGAAGACCACCUUGAAUUUCGUGAGUACCGGAAGUCGAACUUUGGGAAUAUGCCAGAGAUUGGAAUCAUCACCAAAGAUCAAAAACCAAGUUGUAAUAUAGGGUUUCGAAAUGAUACACCCGAAAACGCACCGCUGGUGGCGCUUUCCAGCUUUCCCGGAUCCGGAAACACGUGGACACGCCAUCUUCUUGAAGUUGCGUCUGGCAUUUACACGGGGUCAUUUUAUCAUGAUGCUGCUUUGUACGAACAAGGAUUUCUUGGUGAAUUGGGUGACUUCACUUCAAGACGGACUAUCGCUGUGAAAAUCCAUCACUGUCGUAAGAAAGACUUUGGAGCAGUGAUAUUACUCAUUCGCAAUCCAUACGACGCGUUCAUCUCUGAAUAUAAAAGAAUUGCCAGCAACAGAGACCACACGGGGGACGUUCCAAUCGAAUUCUUUCAUAAUAACCUACAGUGGCGGGAUUUUGUUUUAUCUAGUAUUGAAAAGUGGACCAGAUUAGUUAUGGCCUGGCAUGACCUCAAGGUACCGAUACUGGUGGUCCACUACGAAGAGCUGAAACGAAGCGCCGUCAUAGAGGUUGCGAGGAUGUUGAUUUUUCUCAACCGCACCGUGGAGCCGGAGAGACUUGAAUGCGUGCAACAGAACCUCGAAGGCAGCUUUCACAGAAAAGCAAAGAAAGAUUUCUAUUUUGAUCCUUUUACUAAAGAAAUGCGUGACAGUGUGGACAGAAACAUACGUAAAGUAAAUGAACUGUUAAUAAACAAGGGUCAGAAAAUUGUUCAGCAAUCGUCCUUGCAUUUAGAAAUUCGGUAA